Molecule: messenger RNA, 1119 nt
Organism: Coccidioides immitis RS
Lineage: Eukaryota; Fungi; Ascomycota; Eurotiomycetes; Onygenales; Onygenaceae
Product: CMGC/SRPK protein kinase
Exons: 8
Coding region: 1-1119 (372 amino acids)
Biological process (GO): protein phosphorylation; spliceosomal complex assembly; regulation of mRNA processing
Molecular function (GO): protein kinase activity; ATP binding
Source: RefSeq, a predicted model, not a curated record
AUGAAUACAAUAAAAACCUCUUUAGCAAAAACUCGGCUUCGAAUCUCAAAGUUCUUUGGCGAUACUUUUCAUUCUGCUCAGUACACUGUCCUGAGAAAAUUGGGUUAUGGGCAACAUUCCACGGUUUGGCUAGCUAGAGAUUCGAAAUAUCAGAGAUACGUAGCAUUCAAGGUGUUGAGAGCCGAUUGUUACGGCGGCUCCCAUGACAUUUUUGAGAAAGAAAUUCUUUCGAGAAUUCUAGAAGUUUCUAAUAAAACAUACGGGACCAAUGGAGAUCAUGUCUGUUUUGUAUUUGACGUACUUGGACACCAUCUGGACUUUCAAGCCGCCAAAUACGAAGACGGAAAGCUGCCUUUGAAAUCUGUGAAAGUGAUAACACGACAGCUUCUUCUUGGGCUUGAUUUCCUGCAUCGAGAGUGUGGCAUCAUUGAUACAGAUCUGAAACCAACAAAUAUACUUCUAGAGCUGGAAAACCCGAAUCAUGCUAUUUCUCAGUAUUUGUCGGAAGUUCCCGCGCGGGCCGAUUGUCAACGUGGGAUUACAGUGCCGCUCCGAGAGGUUAUCACAACACCGCUGGUCUCGGAGAUGAUAGACCCUCGCAUCAGAAUAAUUGAUUUCGGCGUUGCGACUUGGGGGGAAGAUCGUCUGUCAAACCUAAUCCAGUCGCCAGCUCUGAGGGCUCCUGAGGUGACUAUCGGCGCCCCUUGGGAUACUGGUGUCGAUAUAUGGAGCCUCGGAUGUCUUGUUAUGGAGUUUGUCCAAGGGAUAGUUCUGUUCUCCGGUGAAGCAUCAGAGAACGGGACAUGGACCGCUGAAGAUGAUCAUCUAGCAAGAAUUAUUGAAAUCCUCGGCCCGUUCCCACUUGACUUCAUAAAAAAAGGGAAUCGAGCCGCAGAAUUCUUUGACAAACAAGGGAAUCUUCUCCGAAUCCCUAACUUGAAACCCACGAGACUUGAGCGCCUGAUAAACGGCACAACGAAGCCUUUCCUGAAAACUAGUGAUAUGCCCGAUUCUGAAGUCCAUAUCUUUAUUGAUUUCAUUAAAGGCAUGCUAGAAAUUGACCCGGAGACUCGAAAGUCUGCAGCAGAAUUAUUGCAUCACAAAUGGAUCUGUCUAUAG